UUAAUUACUCACGGAAAUUCGCUACUUGUACAUGUGUUGGUGUCCAACAAAAUCAAUAACAAUGAUGAUUUUGUUGUCUCUGUCCUCUUUUAUUCUUUAACGAUUAAAACUGCUCUCUCUCUCUCUCUCUCUCUGUGUAUGUAAAUAUUGUAUACCCUGCCUUUGUAGAAUAGUUACCUAGUCGCUUUUGUAGAGUUUAUUUGGCUUUAAUGGUCAUUUAAUGGUAAUGCCGUUGUAUUUUCCUUGACAGGACAAAGUGUAAGUUAUUAUAAUUAUUGAAAAAAAUUAAAAAAUAACAAAAAAAAAAAAACAAAAAAAAACAUGAUGGAAAUCGCAAAAAGAGCUAGAAUGGAUUACGAUGAUAUGCCAUUAGAUUUAAGCAUUAAAAAGAGUGAACACAAAAGAGACAAUGAAAUAUUUGUUGUGCCAAGAGUACCACCUCAGAUAAUUAGCAUUUCCGACAGAAUUUUGGCGUUUGAGUGCGCGCUUUCACAAAAGUUAAGAUACAUCAAUUUCAAUUUUCCCGUCGAGUAUGUAUACAACCCCAUAGAAUAUGCAUUUCAAAGUCAUGCCAUGUACGUAACUAAAUACUGCCGAUCAACGAAAAAAAUUCUCUUCCUUGGCAUGAAUCCUGGACCCUGGGGUAUGUCCCAGACAGGUGUGCCGUUUGGCGAAGUAAACAUUGUUAGAGAUUGGUUGAAAAUUAGUGGUAACGUUGGAAAACCUAUUCGGGAACAAGCUGACAGACUGGUAACAGGGUUUAAUUGUACACGUAGUGAAAUUAGUGGAAGAAGAUUUUGGAAUUUAUUUAGAGAACUGUGUAACGAAGAUCCCGAAAAGUUCUUCAGAAACGCUUAUUUGCACAACUAUUGCCCAAUCGCUUUGAUGGAUGCUGGAGGUCGUAACAUCACUCCUGCAGAGCUUAAGGGUCCCGAACAGUAUACUUUAUAUUCAGCUUGCGAUGAAACACUGGUGGCUGUGCUCAAAUUACUCAAAGUUGAGAUUGUACUGGGAGUAGGAAGGUUUGCAGAGAAACGGGCACAGACAAUCAUCAAGACCACGGGACUUCCAAUCAAGGUGCUGUGUAUUCCCCAUCCAAGCCCUAGAUCGGUAGGUAAUGAAAACUGGAACGAAAAAGCCAAACACAAACUGCGAGAAUACAACUUGAUGGAAUAUUUCUCCAAUUAAGCUUGAAAUUCCAUAGACCUAAGCUACUAACAUUAAACGAUUCUAAUGUUAAUUGCCAAAUCGAUCUCAUUUUUUAAGUUUUAUUAAGAUUUAACGCAAUCAAUAGUUAUUCAUUUAUUAAAUUUGUUGUAAUAUUUUUU
Messenger RNA from Copidosoma floridanum, 1328 nucleotides. RefSeq names its product Single-strand-selective monofunctional uracil-DNA glycosylase (gene Smug). Gene Ontology annotation, biological process: base-excision repair. Gene Ontology annotation, molecular function: oxidized pyrimidine nucleobase lesion DNA N-glycosylase activity; single-strand selective uracil DNA N-glycosylase activity. NCBI's taxonomy places the organism in Eukaryota, Metazoa, Arthropoda, Insecta, Hymenoptera, Encyrtidae. The record is from RefSeq and is a predicted model, not a curated record.